GCAGCAGCAUGGCGGCGGGGCCGGACGCGCUGAGCCUGUUCACGGCCAUCGGCCUGAGCGAGCCCAAGGCUCGCGAGACCCUGAAGAACGAGGCGCUGAGCGCGCUGCUCCGGGAAGCGGUGACCCAGGCACAAGGAAUCCUGGGCCCAACUGUUGACAAGGCGACUGGUACCCUCUUGUACAAUGUGGCUUCCCGGCUUAAGGACCAAAAGCGUCUUCGUUUCCUUGUGGGCUGCAUCACCAGCAAGAAGAUCGUCACAGACUUGCAGCUCAGUGCUGCCCUGGAGUACGUGCGGAGCCACCCGCUGGACCCCAUUGACACGGCAGACUUUGAGCAUGAGUGUGGCGUGGGGGUGGUCGUGACCCCAGAGCAGAUAGAGGAGGCCGUGGAGGCGGCCAUUAACAAGCACCGAGCCGAGCUGCUAUCGGAGCGGUACCGCUUUAACAUGGGGUUGCUGAUGGGCGAGGCGCGCGGCAGGCUGAGGUGGGCAGAUGGCAAGAGCAUUAAGAACGAAGUGGAUCUGCAGGUGCUGCACUUGCUGGGCCCAAAGACAGAAACUGACCUGGAAAAGAAAGCAAAGGCUGGGAAGGCCAAGCCGGCCGAGGCGGAGAAGCAGCAGAAGGCAGCGGAGGAGAACGGUGAAGUGACCCUGGAGACAAAGUCGCUGAUGGAGCAGCUGAGGGGAGAAGCCCUCAAAUUCCACAAGCCAGGUGAGAACUACAAGACAGAAGGCUACGUGAUCACGCCCCACACCAUGGCCCUGAUGAAGCAGCACCUGGAGAUCACCGGCGGGCAGGUGCGGACGCGGUUCCCUCCGGAGCCCAACGGGAUCCUGCACAUCGGCCACGCUAAAGCCAUCAACUUCAACUUCGGCUAUGCCAAGUGUGGUGGGCGUGGGGGCUGGCGCUCCUCCUACUUCUGGCUGUGCAACGCGCUGGGCGUGUACUGCCCCGUGCAGUGGGAGUACGGGCGCCUGAACCUGCUCUACACCGUGGUCUCCAAGAGGAAGAUCAUCCGGCUGGUGGAGGCGGGCGCCGUCAGGGACUGGGACGACCCACGGCUCUUCACGCUGACGGCCCUGCGCCGCCGAGGUUUCCCCCCCGAGGCCAUCAACAACUUCUGUGCGCGGGUGGGGGUGACGGUGGCGCAGACGACGAUGGAGCCCCACCUGCUGGAGGCGUGCGUGCGGGAGGUGCUGAACGAGCGUGCCCCCCGCGCCAUGGCUGUGCUGGAGCCCCUUCGAGUCACCAUCACCAACUUCCCCACCCAGAAGGCCCUGGAAGUUCUUGUGCCCAACUUCCCAGCCGACGAGACCAAGGGCUUCCACAAAGUCCCCUUCCAGGCCAUCAUCUACAUCGAGCAGAGCGACUUCAGGGAGGUGAUGGACAAAGGCUACAAGCGUCUGGCACCCGGCCAGCCAGUGGGGCUGAGACACGCCGGCUACGUCAUUGCUGUCCAGAACGUCGUCAAGGACGCCGGCGGGCAGGUGAUGGAGCUGGAGGUGACCUGCACCAAGUCGGACGCUGCGGAGAAGCCCAAAGCCUUCAUCCACUGGGUGUCGGAGCCGCUGGUGUGUGAAGUGCGGCUCUACGAACGGCUGUUCUUGCACAAAAACCCCGAGGACCCUGCAGAGGUGCCAGCUGGAUUCCUGAGUGACCUCAACCCUGACUCGCUGCGCGUGAUCGACGGCGCCCUGGCUGACAGAUCCGUCUGCUCCGCCAAGCCCUUGGACAAGUUCCAGUUUGAGCGGCUGGGCUACUUCUCGGUGGAUCCCGACAGCACGGAGGGGAAGAUGGUGUUUAACCGGACGGUGACGCUGAAGGAGGACCCCGGCAAGGUGUGAAGGAGCCGCUGCUGCCGCCUUGAUGGCUCUGGCUGUGCCCAGACCCGUUCUGGGAGCGCCUGGUCCCUCUGGGCACAGGGAGAGUGCGACCCAUGAACAAAGGGCCCGGCCCACGCACGAGGGCCACAGCUGCCUUAAGCAAACCCCGCGGGGCUGGCGCAUCUCGCCGCAAUAAACGAGCAC
Molecule: messenger RNA, 2027 nt
Organism: Terrapene triunguis (Three-toed box turtle)
Lineage: Eukaryota; Metazoa; Chordata; Testudines; Emydidae
Gene: QARS
Product: glutaminyl-tRNA synthetase
Exons: 20
Coding region: 9-1844 (611 amino acids)
Biological process (GO): glutaminyl-tRNA aminoacylation; translation
Cellular component (GO): cytosol; cytoplasm; aminoacyl-tRNA synthetase multienzyme complex
Molecular function (GO): ATP binding; glutamine-tRNA ligase activity
Source: RefSeq, a predicted model, not a curated record